GGUGAGUACGUAUUUCAGGUUGUUCCUGUCCUGCUGCGACCUAAGUCGACCGGUUUCAUCAAGCUUCGCAGUGCAGAUCCAAAGGAGUAUCCCAUUAUAGAUCCCAAGUUUUUGUCCACUGACGCUGAUCGAGAAGCUAUAGUUCAAGGAGCCCGACUCGCUGUCCGGACGUUGAGUACCGAAGCCAUGAAGAAGGCUAACGUCACCCUGUGGCAGACAGCCGUGCCCGGAUGCGAGGACAGCGGGCCCGUGUGGAGCGACUCGUACUUGCACUGCUUCGUGCAGCAGACGUCGCAGAGUGGCUGGCACCCGUGCUGCACGGCGCCCAUGGGCACGCACGCCGAGGCUGUGCUCGACGCAAGGCUCAGCCUGGCCGAGCACCUAAGGCGUCAAGGCUGUCUCGCGGUUGCCAAGUCCAGUCGGCAGCUUUCACCGCUCGCGUGCUGCUCGUUGUGUUCUCGGUGCCAGAAUCAUGACAUCGUCAGCCGCUGUCAGCUGGAGUUUCUUCGCACCUUCGCGCUUCGACGCCGCGCUCCUGUCGUCGCUGCCAUGGUUCAGCGUGCUGCUGUCGUGUGCCCUGCUCGCUAUGCACUGCCGCCGGUGGUUCUACACGUGGAGCACUCUGCGCCCCAUUCCUGGGCCCGGCACCGACUGGCUGCCGCCCCUGUUCUUGCUCUCCGUGUACUGGCAGUACAGGAGGCACCUCUACAACAGUGCCACCUCGGUGGUUUUCAGAGUUGUAAGAAAAGUAUCCAAAAUGUACGAAGGCAGGACUUUCAAGGUGUACAUAGGAACGAGCCCCACAGUUGUUCUACAUACGCCUGAAGCAGCAGAGGUAUUACUUUCUGCAAAAGAAAACACAGGAAAACCAAACUCGUACGCAUUCCUGAAGUCAUGGUUGGGCCCAAAGAAUCUGCUGACAAGCAAGGGAGACCCGUGGAAAGCAAAGGCGAAACUCUUCAAGAACGCGUUCAACACGGAACAUCUGGAAAGCUGCAUGGCUGUGUUCAAUGACAGCGGAAAAAUUCUUGAGAAGCGCAUCGAAUCCAUGACAUCAGAGUCACCAGACAAACCAAUCGUCUGCUACAGAAACAUUCAGAACUGCGUUCUUGACAUCAUAGGCCGUGCUUUGUUUGGAAUUCACCUAGGCUUGCAGAACGGAAAUAGGAAAGAGUACGCCCGCUGGUUCAACUACCUGACGUUCCUGUUGACGGUGCGAUACUUCCGACCCUGGCUGUGGAUACAAGCCCUCUACGACAUCACGAAGGAAGGGAAAUUUUGGAAGGAGACCGUGGGUAAUAUCGGCAAGCUGCACCUUUCUGUGAUAGAGCGAAGGAAAUCUGCGAUAUUAAAAAAGCUGGCAGACGAGACCUACAACGACGAACUUGACGACGAGUUGUCUUUCCCGGCAGCCGUGGACGCCGCAAUAAAGAAACAUAUCUCUGGACCAUCGUCGUACACCUUGGACGAACUCGAGAAGGACACGACGUCGGUAACUUUUGCUGCUGCCGAUUCCACGUCAGCGGCGAUGAGCUGGACGUUGUACCUUCUUGGCUUGAACCCGGACAAGCAGGCCAAACUGCAAAAGGAGCUGGAUGAUGCCUUCGGACGGGGCGUUGAGCCCGAGAUUACCACAAGCGACCUCAAGCAGCUCCCUUACCUCGAGUGCUGCAUCAAGGAGUCACUUCGUCUCUGUCCACCGUUUCCUUUGAUCGGCCGGGAACUGGACGAGGAACUCGUUAUUGAUGGUUAUACCGUGCCGGCUGGAACGACAUGCAUGAUCAACAUUCACAGCCUGCACAGGAAUAAGGAGCAAUUCGCGGACCCCGAGAGCUACAUUCCUGAGCGCUUCCUGCCGGAGAACUGCAAGGACAUGCACCCGUUCAGCUUCAUUCCUUUCUCGAGCGGCGUCAGAGUUUGCCUGGGGCAGAAAUUUGUGAUGGUGGAAGCGAAGGUCUUGUUGGCGAAGCUUCUCUCCAAGUACACGGUGGAGUCGACGCUGCCGCUCGAAGAAGUGAAACCAGCCUACGAAGUCGUCCUCAAAGCGAGGGGAGGUCUGCGCGUCUGGUUCAAAAAGCGCAGCGACUCUCUCUGAUCACUGCCGCUACGCUGCGUCACAGUUUAGCUCAGCCGCUACAGAGAGCAACAACCACCGAGUCCCAGUGCUGAGCUCCGCCUGCACCGCUCUGUUCUCUGUGUGAUUCAGAGAGACAAACGCAGUGAGGUCAUACAACCGGAUAAGAUAGCAGCCCCGAUAGUGAACCUGUAAGAGGGCGUCUUUUAUAGCAUUCAGCCAACGCAUAAAGGGCAGACGCAGCGCCUGUGCAAAUUCUCGCAAAACAUAACCCUGUCAUAAAACUUCGACUUCGGUGACUUCGUAAUGCGUCGCUUUGGAUGUAAAACGGCGCACACAAAAACCAAGACGGACAGACAGAACGACAUACGCCACCAGUGCUGAACUCACCAGUAAAGGGUUUAUUGACGCAUUCACAUACUCACAUAUUUACAUAAACAAGCACAAAUAUACACGCGACAUCAGUUGCCGCAGACGGAAACUCUUGCGAACCCUAAGAUUGUAUUCAGACGAAAUAUCAGACUUCCCGAGAAGUUGUGUGAAAACUCAUAUCUCGUGUAUAUUUGUGAUUGUUUAUUUGGAUGCAUCACUUUUUCCUUCAUUUGCAAGUUCAGCGCUGGUGGUGUGUGAUGUUCUAUCUGUCCGUCCUGAAUUUUUUGUGCGCUGUUUUAUAUCCAAACUGGUAACGCGGUCACGCGUGUAACAUUAAUGGCCAUUUAACGUCCAUUUUAGAUAGAUCUAUAUAGUCGCCGGUGAAAUAAAUGUUGCAGCAGCGUCGCAUUCACUGAGUUGCCCCCGAGACAAGUAAACCAAUCCGCUCCACUGCAGCGGCUAUGCGUCCUCACUAACAAGCGGAAUACGUUUUCUACGGCGACAGCGCUCAAUGGUCAUCGAGAGCGUACUUGUGACGCGGAUAUUACGCUGCUGCAGGAGCCUCAUUUUGUUCGUUUAUAAUUAUAAAUAUACAUUUUAAUAUCACGGAGAUUUUUUUCGAACAUUCCGUGAUAUUUGUUAAACAGUUUAUUGAAUUCAUUUGUUUGUAAAUAAUAUUGCAAGAUUCACUAGAGCAUUUAAGGAUGCGCGCAUGCACUUUUCCUAAUUGCUGCCGUCCACGAGAGGAGCACCGAACUUGGACCGAACUACAGCCACAGCUUCUUUCUUUUCCCUCUAUUGUUUGUGCGUUCAUUUGUUCUGUUCCUCUUUCCUUUUCUUUUUUUCUUUUUGCUUUGUAAUAGAAGAGAAUAGUCCGAUGACGAGGUUCCAAAAAGGACAGUCCAGAUGUACUAUAGUUGGCGCGACUUCAAUCGUUGUUAUCGCAUAAAUUUCUGGAGGCCAGGGACAUUAUUCCUUUGGUGAUUUUGCGCUGAAUAAUCAGGCUACGGAUAUCCGACUAUCCGAAAAUCGUGCACCUGUCUCGCACGUCACCAGGGUGUAUAUAGCUGUCGGAGUUAAUAAAUGCUGCAGUUUUCUCCGAAA
This is a messenger RNA of Dermacentor silvarum, 3550 nucleotides long. RefSeq names its product cytochrome P450 4V2-like. Bases 473 to 2095 code for a protein of 540 amino acids. The record is from RefSeq and is a predicted model, not a curated record. Lineage: Eukaryota; Metazoa; Arthropoda; Arachnida; Ixodida; Ixodidae. The transcript is spliced from 13 exons. Gene Ontology annotation, molecular function: heme binding; oxidoreductase activity, acting on paired donors, with incorporation or reduction of molecular oxygen; iron ion binding.